Molecule: messenger RNA, 2612 nt
Organism: Drosophila virilis
Lineage: Eukaryota; Metazoa; Arthropoda; Insecta; Diptera; Drosophilidae
Gene: Xpd
Product: general transcription and DNA repair factor IIH helicase subunit Xpd
Biological process (GO): transcription by RNA polymerase II; nucleotide-excision repair; positive regulation of mitotic recombination
Cellular component (GO): nucleus
Molecular function (GO): DNA helicase activity; ATP binding; hydrolase activity, acting on acid anhydrides, in phosphorus-containing anhydrides
Source: RefSeq, a predicted model, not a curated record
UGAGUGCCGGCAUGGACGUCGAUUUAGCAGCCGGAAUUAAACAACUGCGAAGUUAGACAAAAUAACGCUCUUAGAAAAACAAACAAUCUUUCAGGCAGCUGUUGCCAAAUCUUUUUAGUAGGCACAUUGGAGCAAAAUGAAGCUCAGCGUCGAUGGGCUGCUCGUCUAUUUUCCCUAUGAAUACAUUUAUCCGGAGCAAUAUGCAUACAUGCUGGAGCUUAAGAGAAGUCUGGACGCCAAGGGGCAUUGUCUGCUAGAAAUGCCUUCGGGAACGGGAAAAACAGCCACAUUGCUCUCAUUGAUUGUAGCCUACAUGAUCGAGCAUCCGGAGACCGUGCGCAAGCUAAUUUACUGUUCACGAACGGUCCCAGAGAUUGAGAAGGUUAUUGCCGAGUUGCAGAACUUAAUGGUCUACUAUGAUCGGCAUUGUCCCGUACCCCCGGGCUUAACCGGUCUGGUUCUGAGUUCACGUAAAAACAUGUGCAUUCACCCUGAGGUGAGUAAGGAGCGCGAGGGCAAGGCGGUGGAUGGCAAAUGUUAUGGUCUUACUGCCAGCUACAUACGCGAACAUCACGAGCUGGAUGCAGAAGUUCCAAUUUGUCAGUAUUUUGAAGGCUUCACCUUGGAGGGCAAGGAGUCGACGCUGCCUGUGGGCAUAUACAGUCUCGAUGAUCUAAAAGAAUAUGGACGUUCAAGGAAUUGGUGUCCCUAUUUUCUGGCACGCUAUGCUAUUGCACACGCGCACAUUGUGGUCUACAGCUACCAUUAUCUUCUGGAUCCGAAAAUAGCGCAGGUCGUGUCGAAGGAGAUGACGCGCGAGGCCUGCGUCGUAUUUGAUGAGGCUCACAAUAUUGACAAUGUGUGCAUUGACUCGAUGAGCGUGAAGAUCAAUCGACGUAUUGUGGAGCGCAGCACGAACGCCUUGAAUCAGCUCACAAAAUUGGUGCAGGACAUGCGGGAAGAGGACACAAACCGAUUGAAUGAGGAGUAUCAGCGUAUGGUGCAGGGCCUCAAGGAUGCCAGCGUACAGCGGGACACGGAUAUGAUAUUGGCAAACCCUGUGCUGCCCAGCGAUGUGCUCAAGGAGGUGGUGCCGGGCAAUAUACGCAAUGCGGAUCACUUUCUUAGCUUCUUGCGUCGUUUUGUGGAAUACAUAAAAACGCGGCUGCGUGUGCAUCACGUGGUCCAAGAAUCACCUGCCGGAUUUCUUAAAGAUGUUUCAUCUAAGAUAUGCAUAGAGCGCAAACCCCUGCGCUUUUGUGCCGAGCGUUUGUCCAGCUUGUUGCGCACUCUUGAGAUCAGCGACUUAACUGAAUAUGGCGCACUUACGCUGAUAACGCAUUUCGCCACCCUGGUUUCAACGUACACGAAAGGCUUUACAAUCAUUAUAGAGCCUUUCGAUGACAAGACGCCGACUGUUUCUAAUCCUAUAAUGCAUUUUAGUUGUUUGGACUCAUCCAUUGCCAUGGCGCCAGUAUUCUCACGCUUUCAAACAGUUGUAAUCACCUCGGGCACGCUGUCUCCGAUGGAUAUGUAUCCCAAGAUUCUUGAUUUUGAUCCAGUUGUUAUGAGCAGCUUUACAAUGACAUUGGCUCGUCCCUGUCUGCUGCCGAUGAUUGUAUCGAAGGGCAACGAUCAGGUGGCCAUUUCGUCAAAGUUUGAAACGCGCGAGGACACUGCUGUCAUAAGGAACUAUGGCCAGCUUUUGGUGGAAGUGGCUAAAACAGUGCCCGACGGCAUUGUCUGCUUCUUUACGUCAUACUUGUACUUGGAGUCAGUUGUGGCAUCCUGGUACGACCAGGGCAUUGUCGACACUCUGCUGCGCUACAAGCUGCUGUUCAUUGAGACCCAGGACAAUGCCGAAACAAGCUAUGCGCUCAUGAACUAUGUUAAGGCUUGCGAUUGCGGUCGAGGCGCUGUUCUGCUAGCUGUGGCGCGUGGCAAGGUCUCCGAGGGUGUGGAUUUCGAUCAUCACUAUGGUCGCGCGGUGCUCAUGUUCGGCAUACCCUACGUUUACACGCAGUCGCGCAUUCUCAAGGCGCGUCUGGACUACCUGCGCGAUCAGUUUCAGAUCAGAGAGAACGACUUUCUGACCUUUGAUGCCAUGCGGCAUGCAGCACAGUGCGUGGGCCGAGCGUUGCGUGGCAAGACGGACUAUGGUAUCAUGAUAUUUGCAGACAAACGUUUCUCGCGACAGGACAAGCGGUCACGUCUGCCCAAGUGGAUACAGGAACAUCUGGUGGACAGCUUCUGCAAUUUAAGUACUGAGGAGGCUGUGCAAUUGGCUCGCCGCUGGCUGAGACGCAUGGCGCAGCCGUUCUCGCGGGAAGAUCAGCUGGGCAUAUCGUUGCUGACUUUGGCGCAGCUGGAGAGCAUGGAGCAGGAGAAACUGGAGCGACAGGCGCAGGGAAAGCAAGGAGUGGGUGGCGAGGUGCAGGAGCUGUAAUCGAAAUAAACGUCGCGUGGUAUUGCAAACCGGCUCAUCAAUUGACUGGCGCCGGCUUCCUUCCGCAAUGUAUUUGAUUUUCGACUGGGCAUGCUUGUGUCUGUACGAGAAUAAUUAUAAUAAAUGUUGAAUUUGUUGCCAGCUAAUGGCAUUGAAUGCCAUUAAA